AUGUCUGAUGUGGCUGCCCUUGAGGCAGAAGUGAAGGAAUUCAAGCUUCAGCUUGAAACGGUGCAAUCGAGCUUGCAGGUAGACCCCGACAACACGGAACUUCAGAGCCUCAAAACUGAACUCGAAGAACUCAUAACCCUCACCGAAACAUCCAUCGCCGAGCUCAAACCCGCUGCACCUCCGGCACCGAAACCAGCACCUCCUAAAGACAAGCGGUCUCAAGAGCCACCCAGUCGCAAACCCACCGUUGAGCCAACAGAGGAGGCCGCACAAGCGCUGGCCUCUUUUUCGGUUAAUGACAAUGUCCUGGCCCGCUGGGUCUCGGGGGACAACGCCUUCUAUCCCGCUCGCAUCACCUCCAUCACUGGCUCCUCCAACAACCCCGUUUAUCUGGUCUCAUUCAAGUCCUACGCGACGGUGGAGAACCUGACGGCCAAGGAUCUCCGGCCCAUCUCUGGCACUGAUUCGCGAAAGCGCAAGGCUGAUGCAACCUCAGGCAGUUCAGCGUCACCCUCACCCGCACCCGCACACCCCAGCGUGAUCUCGGCGGCCGCCGAAAUUAACCCGACGCUGGCCAAUCAGGCUCGAAAAGAACCGAGCCAUGCCAAUGAUGGACCGGCCCGUCCUGCCAAAGUGCCACGUAAGGUGAAGGCCACUCGCGAGCUGGAGGAAGGCAAGAACAAGUGGAAGGACUUUGCCACCAAGAGCAAGGGGAAAUUUGGCAAGAAGGAGAGCAUGUUCCGGACCGGGGAGGGCGUCAAUGCCCGAGUGGGAUUCACGGGGUCUGGCCAGCAAAUGCGCAAGGAUCCAACAAGGACGCGCCAUAUCUACCAGCCAGUGGACGAUGAUGGCUACUAA
This is a messenger RNA of Penicillium alfredii, 858 nucleotides long. Its product is annotated as tudor domain-containing protein. Bases 1 to 858 code for a protein of 285 amino acids. Gene Ontology annotation, molecular function: DNA-binding transcription factor activity. NCBI's taxonomy places the organism in Eukaryota, Fungi, Ascomycota, Eurotiomycetes, Eurotiales, Aspergillaceae. The transcript has 3 exons. Gene Ontology annotation, biological process: negative regulation of DNA-templated transcription. The record is from RefSeq and is a predicted model, not a curated record.